GAGUCCUUCCCCGGGAGUCCCGCCCCGGGGCGGCGGAGCCCGGUGGGGCGGUAGGUUGGGAAUGGUCCCGUGUCUCCUUCACGAAGGAGAAGGCAGCGGAUAGCGCCCACCCCCGCGGCCGGAGCGGCUUCCUUGCUGCCCAGCCCGGGAUGCGGCUGCUUCCCCCCGCGCUCGGCGCAUCCCCGGGGCCCGCCCGGCUUGGAGGGGUCACCCCAGGUACGGCCGCACCGCCCCGACACCCGCUCCGUCACGGGCAGCCCGCCCUUGUCUCUCCAGGGAUCGAACCCGGGCUUCGUCAUUCCUCCUGGAAAAAUGGCAGCGGCGUUGUAUUUCUCCGUGACAUCCCGCUGCUCCUGAUGAAUAGGCCGAUUUUCCUUGAGGAGCCGCAAAAUCUUCCCUCUGUGCGGUUCGUAGCACCGCAGACCUCCCGAGUGCCACCGCGGCCUCCCCAGCCAAAGGUUUCAUCCCACCUUUCUGUAAGUGCACGGUGCUGUCUGAUCCUUAGGAUUCAGGAUACUCCAAGGAAAUUCCCCAGUAGAACAGGUUUGCCAGUGAAGGCACCAAUGGAAAUGUGGACCAACAGCACUGAGAGAUUUUACAGAAUUCCUGAAGGAAAGGGGCCACACUCGGUUGGAUGUACAGACCUGAUGACAGAUAAUGCAGUUGAGGGAAGCUUCUUACGCCUGUAUUACCCAGCAUGCGAUGCCACAGAUAUUGAGGAGGCACGAUGGAUUCCAGACAGAGAAUACUAUCAGGGACUCUCUGACUUCCUUAAUAUGUACCGGAUUGUAGGAGAAAGGCUUUUCCAUUACUACGUUGGUUCAGUGACCUGUCCCGCAAAGUCAAAUGCUGCCUUUAAGCCAGGAGAAAAAUAUCCACUUCUUAUUUUUUCCCAUGGACUUGGAGCUUUUCGGACAAUCUAUUCUGCUAUUUGCAUAGAGAUGGCUUCUCAGGGCUUUAUAGUGGCUGCUGUUGAGCACAGAGAUGAAUCUGCUUCAGCAACAUAUUAUUGUAAAAGAAGGUCCGUUUCUGAAUCACAGGAAGAGUCUACAUCAAACAUGGAGAAGGAGUGGAUCUACUACAGGAAACUGAAAACUGGAGAGGAGGAGCGUUGCUUGCGCCAUAAGCAGGUGCAGCAAAGAGCACAGGAGUGUAUCAAAGCUCUCAAUCUCAUUCUUAAAAUCAAUUUGGGAGAGGAAGUAACAAAUGUACUACAUUCAGACUUUGACUGGAACAGCCUAAAGGAUUCUGUUGAUACUAGCAGAAUAGCUGUGAUGGGACACUCUUUUGGUGGUGCUACAGUUAUUGAGAGUCUCAGCAAAGAAAUAAGAUUCAGGUGUGGCAUUGCCCUCGAUGUGUGGAUGCUUCCUGUAGGUGAUGACAUUUACCAGAACAGUGUCCAGCAACCGCUGCUUUUUAUCAACUCUGAAAAAUUCCAGUGGGCUGAUAACAUCUUAAAGAUUAAGAAGCUCAUCUCCAAUGACACAAACAAGAAAAUGAUCACUAUCAAGGGGACAGUACAUCAGAGCUUUCCUGACUUUACCUUUGUAAGCGGAGGAAUUAUUGCAAGAUUUUUCAAAUUAAAAGGAGAAAUAGAUCCAAAUGAAGCUAUUGAUAUCAGCAAUCAUGCUUCAUUGGCCUUCCUGCAGAAACAUCUAAGUCUUAAGAAAGAUUUCGAUAAGUGGGAUUCACUUGUGGAUGGCAUAGGACCCAAUGUUAUUCCUGGAAGCAAUAUUGACAUAUCUCCAGCUGAACCUGAAUAAGGAAUACAAAGAAGUACUGAAAAUGCCAUAGACAUCAGGACACUAAUGCUGGCCAGACAUUGCUCAGACAUGGGGUGGCAUUAAACACCUACACAGCUUUUGGGGUGUGGAAUAAAAAAAAAAAAAAAAAGGCAUUAAGUUACAUUACCAUAAAACCAGAGGUUUUGAUUCAAAUGAGUUAGUAGGAUAAUAGUGAAUGGAUAGUAGGAUAAUACUGAAAUACUGCAACAGGGUAACUUCUGCUUUGUAGGCAGCUUGGGGGAAAUCACUUCAUGGUAAUUUAAAUGCUCUUUCUGGUUUGGACCUAAGUCAAGUUUGCGGAGAGACAGAUUAAGCUCCAAGGAAUACAACUACAGUUCUGCUUACCAAGCUUUAAGUCAGUUUGCAUCCAGCAAGCAACCAAAACCACCCCUCCCCCAAAACCACCACUUUGUCAUUUAGAUACUGUUUCAGCUGUGCUCUGACAACAGCUGUGAGUUGGGGCAGGUUGUUGCUCCUUCCAGUCAGAAAGGUGCCAGUGGAGGGUGGUCUUCAAAACUGCCUUAUUUUAGUAAACCACAGUAAAAGCUACAGGAAAUAGUUAAGAUCACAGCAGAGAAAGGUGUUUGUUCAGACACAGGACUCCUCAUAUGAACUUGAUCCACUUAAAUGUAAGAUCUGUGUUUAGUGCCAUACCUAGAGAAUAUUUCUAUUCCAAAAGCUUCUGUAUUGGUCACUCUGUAAUUCCCUUUGGGCAAAGCUCCAGGCAGUUCCUCUCUUGUUAAUGUCUGUUACCACUAUCACACAGCCUGCAGCUGAAAUUAUAGAGAUGUGGCACCUGUAAAGCUCCCUUUACAUGGUCCUUGUUAGCACUGCUUGAUCUUCUGAGGUCUCUCAUGGUACUAAUUCUCCCCUGAUACUCCUCUUUGUCCAGGUACAGUGCUGUCUGUAGCUGACAGCAGAAGCAGCUGGCUCCCACUGACAGAGAGCAAUGGUAAUACCUGGACAAAUAGUGUCCACAGCCACCUGGUCAGCCUUGUUUAAGGCUGUCAUUUUUGGAUCAGAAGUUUCUGAAUCUGCCCCAUGGGAAGGGUGUCUUCUGAAUUAUGUUCAUUUCAAAAUGAGGUUACAAACAAAACUGAAGCAAGCAGAACAAGCAAAGCAAUUAACAGUGUAAUUAAAUGUUACAUAAUCUGUGAUCUUAAAAUGAGAUUGCAACAACACCUAAGACCUGUCCUUCAAAAUUUAAUGAAGUUCUUUCCAACCUA
This is a messenger RNA of Corapipo altera (White-ruffed manakin), 3010 nucleotides long. It is a transcript of the gene PLA2G7, whose product is annotated as phospholipase A2 group VII. The record is from RefSeq and is a predicted model, not a curated record. Gene Ontology annotation, molecular function: 1-alkyl-2-acetylglycerophosphocholine esterase activity. The transcript is spliced from 11 exons. Bases 150 to 1763 code for a protein of 537 amino acids. NCBI's taxonomy places the organism in Eukaryota, Metazoa, Chordata, Aves, Passeriformes, Pipridae.